This is a messenger RNA of Ostrea edulis (European flat oyster), 7776 nucleotides long. Its product is annotated as muscle M-line assembly protein unc-89-like. The transcript is spliced from 21 exons. NCBI's taxonomy places the organism in Eukaryota, Metazoa, Mollusca, Bivalvia, Ostreida, Ostreidae. The record is from RefSeq and is a predicted model, not a curated record. Gene Ontology annotation, cellular component: neuronal cell body; axon; plasma membrane. Gene Ontology annotation, molecular function: protein binding; axon guidance receptor activity. The coding region runs from base 1051 to 7101 and encodes 2016 amino acids. Gene Ontology annotation, biological process: homophilic cell-cell adhesion; synapse organization.
AGUAUCAUUCAGAGUUCACUGUUAGACUCUGCGUGUGUCAAUCUAAGGCACAACAUGGUGUAGACAUUGGCUUUAGUCGGUAAAAUACACGUGAGCUGCCUGAGAAAAAUGAAUAUGAUAUUACUUCUUAGUUAAGUCACCUAAUCCUGGAUUAAUGGAUUAGUGUGAUUAGUUUUGGGAAUUAAAGGACAUGCACUUGAAAGACAAGAGACUUCCUAUAAGUGUGAUAUUUGCAAAGUGUGCAUUCUCUUUCGAUUGUUUGGCUGUUUGUCACUGAGGGGCUCCCACUCUUAAGGUAAUAUAAAGCAUAUUGAUUAUAAAAAGAAGGCAGCAAGUGGUAGAUUUAUCAACUAGAUGUGCAAAGGUCAAGCUUUAUUGCCAAACAUUGCAAUCAGGGGGGACUGGUGUUAGAGUCUGAAGAUUAUAACAUGUCCUGCAGAUCCAUGUGUGAAAGAUCACAGGCCUUAAUUGUUCAGAAAUGGCUAAAAUUCUAAAAAGUUAUGUAAUUUCUAAUGGCCUCCUGGUAGCAGCACUUGGCCACUUGAAGAGACUUUCUCAGACUGUUUGCUCAUACUUGUGAUAAAACUUCAAUAGGAGGGACCUCCUUCGUUGCACUUGUGUGAUGGUUGUGUAUAAUGGAUGAAAUCCAUGUUUUCUGGAGGUGGGACAUUAUAUGCUCUUAACAAAUGGUAGCAGAUCCUGUUUGCUGUGUCUAGUCUGAUGGUACCAAUCACAGAGACAUAGAAAAUCAUCAGAGAUCUUUUAAAAGGCAGCACAGUUAACACAUCAACUGUGCAGAAAUAUGCGUAAAAGAGACCGUGCAAUUAUUGUGCUUCAAGAAGCACAUCAUUAUCCCAUCAAAAGAGUCAGUUUUGCCUUUCACCUUUGCAAUCAGCAGCCUCAAUAUUUUAUGCAAUAGCCAGCACUUCUGGUUUGUUUUAUCACUUUACUGCCUUGAAUAUUAUAUAUAUUUUUAUUACCUCACAACCCCCGUUAAUCAGACUCUGUGUUCAUUAAGAGAAUAAUGAAGUUCUCUCCGCGAUCGUGAACAUGGCAGACAAUGCAGACAUGAAGGACAGCUAUAGAAGUGUAUGUUACCAUUCACUGGAAUCUUCAAAACCCGCGACAAUUACAGACUCCGACAGACAAAAGAAACUUCUGCAAAGAAUAGAGGAAAACUGGGUCAGGAAUCGCAAUGUUCAUAAAAACUGCAGAGAAGCUGUGUUAGGAACUGAUUCAUUACGUUUAGGCCGGGCAGAAUCCAGAGAAAAUGUGUUUUUGUCAACAGAUAAAGCUAGUAGUGGAACAGGCCAGGAAAGAAAGGGAAGAGUAAGAAGUAGGUCAAGAGAACGGACCGUCAAAGAAAGAAGUAGGUCAAGGGAACAGACCAUCAAAGAAAGAAGUAUGUCAAGAGAGCAUAAUGUUGACCUUGACAACAUUGAUAGAAAACCUGAAGCAAGUGAUGAAACAAGAGUAUCUCAAUAUAGGUUAUUGAACAGUGAUGAAAACCACAGUGUAUUGACCAGUGGUGAAAAUCAAAGAUUAUUGACCAAUGGUAAAAAUCAAAGUUCAUUGACCAAUGGUGAAAAUCAAUGUUUAUUGACCAGUGGUGAAAAUCAAAGUUUAUUGACCAAUGGUGAAAAUAAAGGUUCUCUUGAACAGCCACUGUAUGAUAAAACUUCAAAGGUGGAACAGAGAUUGAGACUGAGUAGACGGUCAUCUCGAUCUAGAGAAAGGCCAAGUGCAGACCAGCAAGUAAGACCUAUGUCUGCUCCCGGAGUGGUCAGCAGUGAUUCUGGACCUGCUCCCCGAGUGGUCAGCAGUGAUUCUGGACCUGCUCCCCGUGUGGUCAGAAGUGUGUCUGAGCCAGGUGCAAGUGUUGACACCUGUGAGGCCAUGGUCAGAAGCUUGUCCCAGGGGUCAGAAGAUCACGAGGGGAAUGAGAGGAAGAUGGAGCUGAGGAAUUUACAGGAAGAGCUGAGGAAGUGCACUGACUUUACGGAGCGAAGAAAAAUCAGGGAUAAAAUUCGGAAAUUAAGAGAGAAAAAACAGGAAGUGAACGUGUCUGAGAUGGGAAGGUGUUCUCCCCCGCGGUGUGGGAGAGGGGACGAGUCGUUAGAAGUCUCGGAGAAAAUCAGGAACCUGGACUGUAUUCGGGAUAUCACGGAGCUCAGAAAGCUGCUGAAUGAAACUAAUGAUUAUGAUGAGAAGAAACAAAUUCGAUUGGCCCUUCGACAGCUCAGGCAGCGAGAUAAAGAGAGAGAAAACAGCCGUGAGGCAGGGCAGAUUGACUCUAGGCGUCGAAGUUUAGGAUCACAAACUACCCCAGUGGUACGAGAGAGUGGUGACACUCCCAUCCACAGACCAGAGAGACGAUUAAUUUUUGAGAGAAUCAGUGAGAACAAGGUACAUAACGGAAUUAAUGUGAGUGAGGUGACAGAGACAUCUGGUGACAAAGGAUCUCGGAGACAGAGUGUAACAUUGCCUAUCAGGGGACAUAACUCUCAUAAGAAUCACAUACUAUCCAAUCAAAAUAAAAUUCAGUGCAAAAAGAAAAAGUCGGAAGAGAAUCUUGUGGACCAUAAACCUCCCAUUGUGCCCAUCAGAAGAGAUCCUACCCAUAAUUCUCAGGACUCAAAUCACAUCUCAUCAGUUCUCGACAAUGAUUCGUCAGAAUCUAAAAAUAACACGGAAUCAAAAGUAAAAUUACAGAGGAGUAAUAGCCGGAGCAAUAGUGUGGUGGACACCAUACCCGAAAAUUCACCGUCUGAGUGGCUGGAGAAGAAGAAGCGGUCAAGUUCCCUGCCCACGUCUGACAGGUCCGAGCUCAGCACACUGGACAUGGAGGCUGCGUUUUCGGAACUUCUGAGUGCAGUGGAUGAUGAUGUGGAGGGUGUGUCGGAUACAGAGCAGGAAACAGCCCAAUCAAAGGGGGAUACCAUUGAAGAGGAAGCCUCCCAUGGACCAAUGCUGAAAGUGAAUUGCAAUACCCAGUCUUCGGAGUCUCGUGUCCAGCCUUCUGGGUCAGCGAUCUCCAUUAUAGAAGGUGAUGACGGUUCGGUGACCGUCCAAAGUGUGACGCAGAGUGACCAGGGGGACCGAACUGUUACCCAAAAAACCCUGCUCCGACGCACGGACAGUCGUUCACAAGAGGAGGAAAGGGACACUGUGAUUGAAAGCAAGAUUACCUCCCCUGGAGGGACAGAUAACUAUGUCAAGGACGUCAUAAAAACGCGUAGAAAGCUGACCUCUAGGGGUUCAGAUUACUUCACAAGGUCAGCAUAUAAUAUCCGCAAAAAGACUGACUUUGAAGGUGAGGAGAUUGAGGAAAGAGAUUUUACUGUGGAGAACGAAAACUUCUCUGUUUCCAAGGGAGAAAGUUGGGGUGAUAGGGCAGAGGCCAAAGUUCAACUCACAAGGUCAAAACAGCUGAAAGAUGAGGAAUCAAAGAGACACAUUUUAGAUACUCUCAGAGAAAGGGAAUCGAAUACAGACAUCCGAGAGAGGGCCCUCUCUCCCAGCAAUAAACAGUUGGAGGCAGAUCCAAAACAGAGCGUUCAUAAUCGCAUGGACAUCUCCAAAGCCAGUAGCGGGUACGGGACGGGCUCAGAUGAGGAGGAAAAAGAAGAAAUUGCUCACGUCUUCCACGGCAAACCAGCAGGCUGUCCAGAGAUUAAGUCAGUGAUGCGAGAUGUCUCCGCUUCAGAAGGGAAAUCCGUGACCUUGGAGUGCUGUGCUACGUGUUCUCCACCCCCUUUUGUCACCUGGUUCCUCGGGGACAGGGUCGUUCACGAAGGGGCGGUGUUUGAUCCCGUAUCUGGGAAGGCGUCUUUGACCCUCCACAAUGUGAGGCGAGACCAGAUGGGGGAAUAUAAGUGUGUGUUCAGUAAUACCCUGGGGGAGGCCCAGACCAAGGCCAAGCUCACCGUAGCAAGUAUGAACAUUAGAGCUCCCUGUUUCCUGUCCAAUCUGGUGAAUAUGGUGGCGACAGAGGGCCACGCGGUGGUGUUGGAAUGCCAGGUGGCAGACGCCACUCACAUUGCGUGGUACAAAGACGGGAUCAUACAGAGGAACUCCACAGACUUCAGACAGACGUUCGAUGGAGACAAAGCCAAAUUGGAGAUAGGGGAGAUAUUCUUGGAUGACCAUGGAGAAUAUUCAUGUAUUGCCAAGAAUGAGAAAGGGGAGACGAAAACAUCCUGUCAAAUUAAGGUCAAAGAGAGUGAGGGGGACGGAGAGGUGGCCCCCCAGUUCCUCAGUCGACCGGAGAGCAAUAUCUACAGUUUCGGAGACCUGAUUCUCCUGGAAUGCGAUGUGAUUGGUUCCCCGACUCCCUCCAUCUCAUGGUACCGCGAUGGAACCAAGCUUGCUCCUGGCACCCGCACCAAGUCACUGUAUGAUGGUCGGGUGGCUCUUCUGAAAAUUUCGCAAUCAGCCACCGAGGACAGUGGGAAAUAUGAGGUGGUGGCCCAGAAUUCUUGUGGGAAAGUGGCUGUAGAUUGCCUAGUGGUUGUUAAAGCUAAAGAAGGCCCCCCUGCAAUUCACCAAGCCCUUAGUGACACAGUCGCAACCUGUGGGAAAUCUCUGACUCUUCAAUGUCAGAUAAAGGGCAGCCCAGCUCCCGUGAUUCUGUGGAGAAAAGAUGGACGGCUGAUCGGGAACACAGCUGACUUUAAGCAGACGUACCAGAACAACAUCGCUCUGUUGAAAAUUCAAGAAGUCAUGGAUCAAGAUGGUGGCUGCUACGAAUGUGUUGCCAGGAAUUCCUUCGGAGCUGUUUCCUCUAGCUGUGCUAUUAUGGUGCAGAAAGGGGAGAGGACAGAAAAAGAACCGACUGGUUAUGUCAGUAAGAAAACAGACUGGCUAGUGGGGCGAGGAGGAGCCCAGCCAGAGGAACUGGGUCAGCAGAGGAAGUCUGCAAGUGUUCGUCGCAGUGAGAGCGUGCGGGUGACCUCCACUUCUAACCUUGCAUUAAAGCCUGUUUUUGAACCCAGUGGUGCUAAGUCUCGGGAGAGACCCCCAGCUCGCAAUACUACUAACUUUGUGCAAGAGGAAAGCAAUAAAACCCUCACCAAACAGCAAGAGACCAAGUCACACAAUACUCCAGAUCCCAAGAAAGCAUUGAUUAGGGAUCAUACAGAAGAGAAAUCUGCCAGCAAUGAUAAGGCAACAAAGAAGCCCUUAGAGGACACUGCCAGCAAGGCAUUGACUGAAAAGUCCACUUUGCAAUCUAAAACUAAACCUCAAAACUCCCAUACUCCAGUCAGCCCAUCAACAGAUUCACAGAAAAAGCAGUCAUCUCCAGUCAGUUCAUCAACAGACACACAGAAAAAGCAGACGUCUGUGAAAGAUGUUAGUACUGCAAAAGCAAAUGAUCCACCAUGGAAAAACAUAUCCCUUCGUCGAACAGAAAGCGCUCGUGUGACAAACUAUGGCAGAGAGAAGCCUUUGACAUGGAAGAGAGAGGAAACAGAAAAAACCAAAACGACUGUUCCCACGAUUGUAGUGGAAAAUGUGGAAUCUAAAGCGGAUGGACCUGCUGGGUGGAGGCCCGUGGUGAUGGAGAAUGGCGUGGAGAAAAGAACCGUGAAUCUCCGCCGAAGUGAGAGUGCUAGACACAAUACCAAAACCAAUGUUGAUAUUAUUUCAAAGUUUCUGUCAAAUUCUCAAGACAAGGACAAAAAGGACUUGAACGACAAUAAAAUCAUCUCUGUUGAGACUCCACAAACAGACAGUGCUGUGUCCAAACUGAAGACGGAGGCCACUGGACUCAAUAGAAGUCAAAGCAUGAGGAUGCUGUUUGAAAAGAUGGAGGCCAAGAAGAACUUGCCUCCUGCUCCCACCCCAGUGGUGACGCUUCAGAGAAGGGAACAAGGACUUCGAAGAACCUCCAGUUUAAAGGUCCUACCUGGAGAGAUGGAGUCCUUCAGAGCGGAACACAAGGCAAAAGAAGACUCGUCCAGAUUCGCAAACAAGCGCCCCGACACUUCCGUUACCAUGGCAUCCUAUGACACAAUAGAAGAUGAAGAGGAAUUACAUAAAUUGCUCAGCAAAUCCGAGAACUUUGAAGAAAGGAAAAAGAUCCGAGCUCGAAUGAAGGAGAUUAGAGAAAAGAAACAAAAGGAAUGGGAAGCCAAACGCCUACAGAGAGAAAAAGAAACGGGGGACUUGGUGAAAAAGAAGUUUGAACAAGCUGAGAAAGAAAAGGAGAGGUACCUGAAGAAUUUUGAGCAGACGGCUAAAGAAGCUUCAGCCGAAAGAGAACGAAUUCUACAGAAGGGGGAGGACCUCAUCAAAGACAAGCUGAAGCAGGCGGAUGAAGACAAGAAACGACACUUGGAGACGUUCGACAAGCUAGCCAAACAUGAUGAGAAGAAAGUCACUAUUCAAAAGACCCCAGAUGGCGUAAUUCGGACUACAAUAAUCAAAGAUACAUUAUUAACCCCUGCUGACUCCUCCAAGUGUAAUUCAGAAGAAGCCGCUACGUUUUUGACCAAUCAGCUGAUCAAUACCUUAUCACCGGUUACCAGUGGUAACAUUACCAUCAAAACCGAGUCGUGGAACAGCCGGAACGGCAUCACAAAUACGUCUCAGAAAUCGCAAUCCUGGGGAGCCAAACCCUCGGGAGCACAAGGGGCAAAAGCCAUGUUCCAGAAAAUGGACAAUGCAGCUCCCAAACCAAAUGGUUUAUUAUCUGUGUCGUACGCCAAAAAAGCAGCCACCACAUUGCGGCGAAAUGCUGUCACAAUUAAGCAGGAAAUUCUCCGAUUCUGUCAAAAGAAUACGGCAGAUUAUGAGAAUGUGGAGAUUACCAAUUUCUCCAGCAGCUGGAACAACGGAAUGGCUUUCUGUGCACUAAUUCACCACUUCUAUCCGGAUUCCUUUGACUUUAGUUCCCUAGAUCCCAAAAAGAGGAGAUACAACUUCACCCUGGCCUUUGACACGGCAGAGAAAUGUGCAGACAUUGCCCCACUCUUGGACGUGGAGGACAUGGUCCGCAUGCAGAAGCCAGACUGGAAGUGCGUCUUCACCUAUGUACAAAGUCUCUACCGGAAACUACACACACACGAACGCAACAAAACGGCAGCGGGAGGGGACUGAUCGUAGCGGCAAUAGCUUUACCACCAACUCGUCUAAUAUCAUAAGACUUUGGGGGGAAGAGAGGAUAUUUUUAAUUUCUUUUAUUUUUUACUGUUAGUAGAAAUCCAUAGUUCACGUUCUUUGAUACUUCUGAUGCCAGGUUCAGUUUGUGUUCAGUUUUUGGGACUCUGUGGUUAAGGUCGUCAGGGGGUUGCUGACCUUUUUACAUGGCGCUUAGUCACAGUUCUUAAUUAAUAAAGUCACACGUGCCAAUAUUUUUAUGUUCUUGAGUGACUGUUUCUAUGUUGUACAUUUACUCAUUAAGCUGUAUAGAUUUUAUUUCUAUAUAUUUAAUUUGUAUAUAAUUAAAUACAGUACACCUUUUUCUGCAGCAUUCAAUUAACAUUGAUAUAGCAAUAAAACUAUGAUAUUAUAUUCAAGUAGUAAUUUCGCAGUGAUAUUUCUUGUUGGAAAUCCAAUAUCGAAUGGAUACAAGUGUAUGCAGCAAUAUAUGCAAUUUUUAAAAUAUAUAUAUAUAUUUGUUGUAGAUAAGACGUGCACAUGCGCACAACAUCGAAAAGAGCGAUUCAUUUGUUACCUUAGACAUCUAUACUAAUCUGCCAAAGCUUGUACAUGUGAAAAAAUACUUUAUACAGAUCAUUUAAUGAUAAAAAAUUAAAUAAGUUCAAAAAUCUC